Gasterosteus aculeatus aculeatus (three-spined stickleback) is the source of this 6554-nucleotide messenger RNA. RefSeq lists its product as uncharacterized. Gene Ontology annotation, cellular component: transcription factor TFIIIB complex. Gene Ontology annotation, molecular function: TFIIIC-class transcription factor complex binding. The record is from RefSeq and is a predicted model, not a curated record. Lineage: Eukaryota; Metazoa; Chordata; Actinopteri; Perciformes; Gasterosteidae. Gene Ontology annotation, biological process: RNA polymerase III preinitiation complex assembly.
GCAAGAAAAUACCGCGUCACGAAAAACAUGGCGGAUUAGUGUGUCCAUGGGGUCCGCUGCUUGCCAUCCGUCGCUGAUUUAAAAAAAAAAAGGUUAUUUCUCCCAACAAACGACAUAUUGUUGACCAGGGCGAAAAUGUUUCGUCGGUCACGAUUCAGCGCUCGGCCCAAUGUCGGUGCGACGGGCAGGACGGCUCAGGAGGCCCCCUCGGCGAGUCAGGACGCCAGCGAGACCCCCAAAGACGUUGCAGAGGGCGGCAGCGCUGCAGUGACUGACAGCCAGCCUGUCGGGACCCCGUCAGAAAAACCUGAAGCCCCAGGGGAUGGCAAUGGGCAACACGGGGAAAAUACCGGCACCCCGGCUGCACUGCAACGAAGAAAGCGCUUUUCCAUCAAGCCCAAAGUGGCCCCGGGCCGCCCCUCCGCAGUUGCUCGCGCGCAGAAAUCCCCCGUCAAGGCGGCGUCUGAAACUCCCGUUGAGGUGCCGGCCUCGGGCCCCGACAAGCCAACUACGUCCAGACAAACUGCGGCCGCGGUCGCCCCGCAGAGGCUCCAGUCGCCGAGGCGUCGGAGGUCUUCAGGAGAGAGCAAGCAGCCCAAAAUGCAACCUAAACAGACCCUCGUCCCUUCCGACAGCCCGGAACCUUUGGCUGAGUCGGCGGAAAAUCCGCCAGCGGACGGCGGCAGGGAAUCCCAAAGCACGUCGGACAGUCAAGUUGAAGGAGUUCCAUCCAAGUUACAGGACAAAGUCCCCUUUUCCAUCCUGGACAGAGAAGCUAUGGAGCUGUCAGAGAGAGCCAAGACUCUCGUAUCAUCUAAGAGCCGGCGUUGUCCCUCGCCAUCAGCGUUCUCCUUGAGCAGGCUCCUGAAUGACCCAUCAGACAUACAGAGGAUCGCAAAGGCCCAAAAGCUCCGAGAUCUGCUCAAACAGGAGAUGCAUAAAGACAAGAAACGCAGGAAAACAAACACGCGUGUAAAGGAAUAUAACCUAGAUCCCGCCAAAAUGACCAUGAGCGAGCUCAUCCGCUAUCUCCCGGAGUCUAACCCCAUGACUGCGAAAAUGCAAGAACCCGCUCCGGGCAAUGAGACCGUGGUCCCACCUUCUCCAGGAGGAGAUGCGUCACCGGAGAGAUCGCAGAAGCUUGAGGCGAUCCCCAAAAUAGGAACCCCGAGGCAGGUGGAAGAGGAGCUGGAUGAGGAAGAGGAAGACGAGGAUGACAGCGUGAUGGUUCCCCAGGUCAAAGUAGCCGAGGACGGCACCCUGAUCAUUGAUGAGGAGAGCUUGACAGUGGAAGUCCAGCGGGCCAAAGGACCAAAUCCAGCCAACGACCGGGAUCCCAUAUUUGAGCGUGGCUCCACUACAACUUACGCAAGCUUCCGGAAAGGGACCUACACAAAGCCCUGGUCCAGCGAAGAGACGGACAUGUUCUUCCUGGCCGUUAGCAUGGUGGGAACAGACUUUUCCAUGAUUUGUCAACUGUUUCCUCUCCGAGCGCGAUCAGAGAUAAAGAACAAAUUUAAAAAAGAAGAGCGAGAGAAUUCCUGGAGGGUUGACAAAGCUUUCCGGGAAAGGCGCAAACUGGACAUAGAGUAUUUUUCUAAGCUGCUAGAGAAGAUUCUGGAAGUUCAGGAGAACAGGAAGAAACUCCGGUCGCUCGCUGGGAAGAAAUCCCCCAAGACGACCACGAGAAAGGCAAAGGGGAAAAAGGCCGCGAGGAACCUGAGCGUUGUGGAAGAAGAAGACGAGGAAGAGCAAAAUGAAAUUGCCGAGUUGGAGGAGGAGGGAGAGAAAGAGAACGAGGAAGGAGCUGAUGUUGCAAAGCCGAAGAAGAAACGUAAAAGAAAGUGCAAAACGGAGGCUUUGACCGAGGAACCAAGUGACAAGAAAAACAAAAUGGGAGAAAAGAGCAACGAAGAUGAGGGCUGGACACCCGAGGACACCGAGGCAGCACUUCCUGAAGACUGUCCAACAUCAGACAUGUCUAAAGAGGCAGAGAGUGCGCGCGAAGCCACGGGGGCCAAAAUCAAGCCAGCUAAGCUGUCACGAGGCCGAGCCCCGAAACCGCUCCUGCCGUUGGGCCGGAAGUGGGGUAAAAAGCCCCCACCGCCCUCCACAAAGAGCAGCGACGCCGCGCCGGAGGAAGGGGAGGAGGGUGUAACGGACGGAGGAGCCGCAGAGCAGGUCGAUAAAGACGCUUCGCCUUCAGGUCAAGAUGAGAACUCUGAAGAAGACGAUGCCACCGCUCAACCUCCGAAGACGACCAGGUACGGGAGAUUGCCUAAACCCGUCAAGCCCCUGAACUACCCCGGCAAGGAGGCCGCACCCGAAGCCCCUCCUGCCCCACCAGAGGGGCCCACGGCUUCUGCCGGCAGGCCCAGUUCCAAAUGCACAGCCAAGAGGGGAAGACCACCAAAGCUAAGGUCCCCCCGAGAGUCCAAAAAGCCUAAACUGGUCACCAUCGUGGCUUCUCAGUCAGACUACAGUGACGAGGAGGAUGAAAAGCACCAAGAAGAAGAUGUGGAGGAGGAGCCACCCGGAGGAGCACCCUUUGUGCCCGCCAGCCUGCGCUCGCUGCGACCUGUGAUGUCACAGGUGGAGGAGACGCUGGAGGAGCUUGAUAUCUUUGCCAAUAUCCCCGAUGUGUUGGGCAUCUCCCAAGAUGCUCUGUGCCCUGAAGCCUCUUGCGAGCGGGCACCACAUGAGGCAGACGCAGCUGAGCCCACUGACCAUCAGCUGGACCUGCUCGUUGAUGUCGUAGACCUCCUUUCCUUGGACCACGCAGAAGUAUCCGAGGACGAGAGCUACAAUGAAGCUGCUCAGACCUUGUUGACCAUCGGCAACCUGGCUCACCUCCCUCAGUCGGCACAGGAUCAAACAGUAGAAGAUCACGAAACAGGGACGACUCUGGCCCACGUGAAAGAAAGCAUCCCACACCUGAAGAACGGGACGCCUGCUCUACUCGAUGAAAACAGCGUGGCUCCUCUCAAGUCUGCCACCGCUGAUCGUGAAAUAAUAGAAACAUCAGAUAAUGUUACCGUCCUCCACAGCGGAGGAGAAAGUGAGGACAUUCCUGUUGUUGAAUGCUGUGAUCAGAGAGCUGAUUCUGAUUUGGACCCAAAGAAAGGAGGCUCCUCCGAGGAGAAACCUAACCCCGGCCGGGCCUCAGGGACGUCUCAUUCAAAAUCCCACCCAGGGACGUCAACAGCGAGGAGAGCUGACGCUUCCCAAACCACAGAGACACCGUCAGCGGCGGACGGCUGUGAGAAGGAGUCUGCUGGUGAAGGACAACCCCAUUCAGAUCAGAGUGCAUCAGAAUACCGGACUCCCUACUCGAGAUCUCCAGCUGAAGCCCCGGUGCCUCCCGGUGGGGCAGCAGCCACAGAAUCCCAGCCGGGACACGGGCCAAACGCCGACUCCGCCCAGGUCCAAGAGAGCGGCGACCACCCGGGUGCGCGCGUGACACCCGUUGUCGGUCAGAAGGCGGAGAGGAAGGUGGGGUCUUCUCCCCCGACCAGGAAGAGUCGAUUCCAGAAAGUCAAACCCAAAGUCAACCUGGCACGCACAUCGAGGACCAAAUCUCAACCCACGAAAGACUCCGACCAAACUCCGAACCCCAAAUUACCUGAAGAAACUAUUGCGGCGGUUGAAGCCGAGCCGACUUGCGGCCCCGCCCCUGAUUCUGCUUCGGUGGACCUAAGCUCCGCCCCCACAGCCACAGAAGAGCAGCCUGCAACGGAAGAGAAAAAGCCGGACGACGAGGUUGUUGGUCGGGUAGCAUCCGGCGCAGAAACGUCCAAUCGGAAUGUCUCCGAGAACCAGCAGCUCUCAGAAGCCCGGCCCGAACCCGCGAGGGAGCCGGCCGCAAACCGUUGGAAGCCCUUCGAGGAGAAACCGCCGGCAGCCGGGGGAAGUCGCGUCGAUCCUCGGACGGCGUCCGACCCCGCCGCGGUCACCGAAUCACAAGUGGAGGAGCUGCCCGGCGGCGGGAGGGGAGGGGAGGGCGCCGCGCCCGCUUGCCAGACCGCGAGGCGUCGAUUACAAAAACCCAAACCCAAACCCAACGUAUCACAAGCGCCGAGGACUGCGCGGUGCAAACCUGAAACCACAGGGGACCCUGUCCCCGCCGUGCGGCUCGGCGAGACGCCCCCCGGCGGGACGUCAGGGCCCCGGCCCCCUGAAAACGCGGCAGCAGUGGAAGAAGCGACGCCACCUUGCAGUGGCGCCCGUCCCGAAGAGCCGAGCCGAAGUAAAAGUGCUGCUUCAGUGACAGAACCAUCGCCGGAAUUGCGCUCUCCCCCUAAAACCACGGAGGACAUGUCUUCAACCGAGGAGCAGAAGACGGGUGCCGGACGUGGACUCGGCUCGGAACAGAGUGUUCCCCUGCGCAGGCAACGCUUCGCUAAAGUCAAACCCAACGUGGGGUCGUCCCCCAGAGCUGCACGCGCUAAACAGCAGUCACGUGACAUUAGCAAACCCCCAGAGCGGUGCCACGCGGACCCCCCCUCAGAGACUGUGCCCCCAUCCAAGACGCCGUCACCAGCUGGUCCAACACAAAGCACUCAGCGGCCACUUGCUAGGGAAGACUGCGAGGCCCGCAGUCAGGAGGAGAAUCAACCAGCUGCCCCAAACACUGAGUCACCCGACUCAAGAAAAGCCCCUCGGGCUGUUCGCGGGCGGCUCAUUAGACCCAAGCCCAGUCUGGCUCGCAGCGGCCGGCCUCCACUACCCGGGCAAGUUCCAGAGACAAAAGCAGCGGCGAGAGAUUUCGACGGCCCCGUUUUCCACAGUGUGUCUGAACUGCGGCCCGGCGUCCCGGGCCCAGCAGAGGGCGCUGUUGUGCAAUGCGGUGACCGGAGCUCUUCUCAAAAUGACUCCGGCUCGACCCCGAGCAGCCUGACGCAAGUCACCCAACACGACCCCCCCGCAGACUUUGCUGGUUCCUCUCUGGGUUGUUUGACUCGAGCUCCCGACGGUUGUACCCAGGAUGCCUCCACGUCAAUCACAGGGGAGACGCAGACUCCAAAUCUCUCAGUAUUUCCAGACUUGCUGUUGAAGGAGGUGCCCAGAGAUGAAGACGAACCGUUCUUCAUCCUCUCUCUGACUGAGAUCCCCGUCACGGUGCCAGAACCCCUCCCCUAUCGCCCUGCAGCUGAGCAAGAGAGGCCCGUGGCCGCCCUUCCCCCUCAGGGGGUCGUCCCGUGCGCGGAAAAGGAUUUUCUGCUCCCACAGCCUUCGGCCAUCGGCGUUCCCGGGGAGUGGUCGGCGGCGUCGGCGGCUGCGUGCCUGGAGGGGAGCGGCGAGACGGGCCUCGUCCGUCAGGACGCCGGGGCGUGCGCGGGUUUGAUCGUGGAGGAUCCAGCGGCGGCAGAUGUGCAUCCGUCUAAGUUAGCAGACACUGCAGGGAAUGACUAUGGAACUCCGCCUACAAAAGCCGAUGGGCCGAGGGCCACUAGGAGGAGAGUCAAAGAGCAGGUUAAGCCAAGGACGUCAACGAGGAGACAGGCCGCAAAGACCGUCGCCAAGGACGAAGUGGCGCCGCCGAAAGCCCUUGAUGAUGUCGCCCGGGAGCCGCGGGAUGGGAGUGGCCAUCAGGUAGACGUGGCAAAGGAGACUCUGGAAGGUGGGAGCGACGCCGGGGAACGCUCCGGCUCGGGAGCACAAAGCGCUCGGCGGAAAGGCAGCCGGAAUAGAAACCCCAAAGCCCCCAGAAACCCCUCUGAGACCAUCGACACGGCGCCUCCACCUGACGCGCCGCCCGGCAAAGCAGCUUCCGAGGGCCCGGAGGCCCGAACUCCGCGGGCGGCUGCGAAACGAUCUGCUCCACCCGCAGCUUCUACGUCACGCGAGGUCGCUCGGCCGGCAGAAGAAACCCACCCAGCAUUUACCACGGCGCCGUCACCCGAGGUGUCCUCUUCAUGGCCGGGGGACUCGGUGGAGGAGGAGCCCACCAGUGUGUCUCAGUACUUCUUGUGCAACAUCUUUACAGAUGUAGAGGAGGGAUGAAAGCGGUGGGGGGGGGGUGCUUUUUAGUUAUGUCCGCCACUAGGUUAACUUAUGACCAACUUAGUUUUUUGUUGUUCUAAUUAAGGGAAGAUGAGACAACAACACUUCACAAGCACUUUGGAUCAGUGUGGUUGCUUUGCAUUGACUGAAAUUCCUUUUUUAUUUUUUAUGAACACACAUUAAUACACAAAACAGUAAAUCACUUUGUUCAAAGAGGUGGCAGCAUUUCCUCAAUUAAUGUUUACAUCCUCAGAUCCCUCAAUUAAAUACCUGUGAAAAUGUAAAUAUUGUACAAUAGCAAAUGUUUUUUUUUGAUCUUCCGUUUUAAUAAAGACAGAAACACCAUUUAAUGAAAUAACAUUGCAUAUCAAGUAAAUGCAACGAGCAGCAGGGGAAGUCAAACUUCAUUAAGGAAGAUGUUCUGUCGGCUGGUUCAGUGUUCAAAGCGGCCCUUUGCAUUUGUAUUAUUGUGUUUGAUACAGAAUUCCUCAAAUGUUUCAAUAGUUUAUCAAACGUGCCACAUGGAAGUCUGAAUAAAACAUAUUCUUCCA